Molecule: messenger RNA, 2834 nt
Organism: Onychostoma macrolepis
Lineage: Eukaryota; Metazoa; Chordata; Actinopteri; Cypriniformes; Cyprinidae
Gene: ccdc92ba
Product: coiled-coil domain containing 92Ba
Exons: 4
Coding region: 439-1323 (294 amino acids)
Source: RefSeq, a predicted model, not a curated record
AGAACCGCUGGAGCUGCACGUAUGAAGUGGAGAGACCCUCGCUGUUUUCUCCAUCAGUUGCAUUACUGCGCUGGUGCUGAAGGAGCCGCUUCCUGCUGUCUGUCAUCGCGAGGAUGAGGACGAUGCCCAGCAGACGCAGGACGCACGAGCGCGGAUCACUUUAAUCGAUCGUGACAUUGUGGGAUACAGCGACUGUACGUUGGCCAAGAUAACGAAAGACUGAAAUUGCGUCUUUUUCGCGAAACCUCUGCCGUUAUUCUGGGGCAGAUCCGUCUUUAAGUCUCCCUUUGAGAUGUGUAUUGAUCUUUUUUAAAGAUGUCGUCAUCCUAUAUGUUCAUGGGUCGGUUCUUUGAAGGACAGAGAUGUGGAAGUGAAGGAACACGUUCAAUCUCUUCAUUAUAACGCCUCGUCUGUUGGAUACUAAUAUAAGCCGCGCUAAUGGAAAAUACGGGGUCACCGGUGGUCUCACUGGAGCGGCAGGUGGAGAGUGUGGAGAGGAGCAUUGUGUUCCUUAGACAGGAGCAGCUGUCUCUGCUGCAUGGACUACAUCUGGAGAUCCUGUCCCUCCAGAAACGCUGUACAGAACUGACACAGGAACUCAACAUGAAGCCCCCAGGCAGGAAUGAAGCAGAGGUGAAAGAGGAAGAGGAGCAGCUGGAAGCUCGUUGCCGGGAGGUGGAGGAGCAUCUGCAGGAGCAGCAACAGAUCCAGAGUGAUGUGCGAUGGGAGAUGAGUCAGAAGUCGGUCCUGGUGGGUGCUCUCCGCGCCAGUCUGAAGGAAAAGGAGCGCCGUUUCCUGGAGGAAUUAAAACACCGCAGCCACAGGACCACUGCGCUCAACACCGAGCUGCAGAAGCAGACGGAGGUGGCUGCAUACCUGUCCUUCCAGCUGCAUUCAGCCAAGCAGAAACUCCAGCAGCAGAAGCAGCAGCAACGCAGGAGGCCGGCCCAGGCCGGUGCGGACAAGCCUCCUGUCCACCCUUCGCCUCAGGCCAGUGCCAGCAGCCCGACCACCAUCAAACCCAAACGACGGAGCUCAAGCCGGCCCUCCUCGAAUCUCCGCACCGAACGUGCCAGGGAGUGUGUGCCACGCGAGAGGGUGACGGGCCCCGAAGAGCCGAUGGCCAUGCCUGACCCCGCCCUCUUCCUCUACCCCUACAGACACAGAUCCCGGCUCCGCCCACCACACAGACACACCCUGCAGGAAGCAGAGGGGGAGGAGUCAGAGGAGCUUGAUCAGGGAGCUUCAGUAAGCAGAUUGGCAACAACAGUAGCUAAAGCCACUGCGACCACUGCAUCCACCACAGAGAACAAUGCUGAAUGAGCGUUUCUUUUACAGUUCGACCUGCUUGUUUUUAUGAUCUCUAAACCUGAAUUGCACCUUGAGCCCCUUGGGAGAACCUUUGCAUUAUGACAGUGACAGAAACGUUUAUAUUUGCAAUACGGUUUGCUUUUUUUUACAGUUUGCACAUGCGGUGAUUGUUAGACCGAGGAGAGAUUUUUGCUUACGUUCUUGUUGAACCAAAAUCGACUCGUGUUUAUGUUGCUGUAAGGCAUUUUUGUAAUCAAAAAUUACCCUGAGGGCCUCGAUACACGAACAUGAAGUGCUCCAUAAGGCCUGUUUUAUGCAUCCUGCAUCUGCAGUGUGUAGUUUUUUCACUGGCUGUAUUAACAGGUUAUAGCAUUCACACUGACAUUUGUGCUGCCCUUACAUCAACUGCUGUUCUUUUCAUAUUAUACUACGUCUGUCUUCGCUGAUGAAGUUGCAGACAGGUGUAGAAAGGUAGAUAUUUAAAGUAGCAAUGAAAUGAAAGUAGCGACUGCUAUUUUCUUCUGUAUUGUGAUGUACACCGAAGUGUAACAGGUUAUUGAAAUAGCCAUCGGCUGUUGAUGAUAUUUUGGGAUGUGGCUAUUGCACUCAAAAUGAAUGCUAACUUGCUAUCAGUCUUGGAGGGAUGGAAUUUAAGUGGACUAAAUGAUUGGGGAAGUCCUGCAUAAGUCACCACAGAGAAGCCAGUCAUUUUCACUGGAAGAAAAAUGGCACAAGGAAAGAAAAUCAUGCAAAAUUAUUCACACAAACAUGCAUUUACCAAAAAACAGGAUCAAUUUUCAUAUCAUGAUGAAUUUAACGUAUACUUAUUCUUCUUAAUAUCUCUUGGUAGGUUUAGGGGUGUGGGGUAGGUGCGCAUAUGUACGCUAAAAUGUGUAUUAUACGCACGCCACCAAUGUGCAUAACUGCGUGUUAUAUGCACGUCAAACACGUGCAUGUCAUAUGCACGCCAAAGUCAGUUUCUAAAAAAACCCCCAAAAAAACAAAAAACAAAUCAUGCUAUUGAUACGCAUUUUUAGUGCAGUAUCACAUAUUCUUUGCCUUUUCUCUUUAUUCUGCUCUCAUAAUAACAACUGAGCUGAAUUUUAUUAAUCAGUAUCAAAGAAAAUGUGAUAUUGAAUCAAAAUAUUUGACCAGCUUAUACAGAAAUCUCUCAUUUUUCUUCUUAAAGAGAGUGCUGUAAAUGUUUACAUCGACUUAAUUUCAGCUUCUGUUAGUGGAUCGUGAAGAAAGGAAAGGCUAGAAUGCAUUUUGAAUGGUCCCGAUGUAUUAAAUUCGGUAAAUGACAGAGAUGUUUUAGUUAACGCAUCCUAUCAUGUAGUAAUAAAGUGUUGAUUUGCAUUUUGUGAGUAUAAGAACGAUCGGAACCCUGAUCGCACCAUCAAGAUGCAUUUGAGUGUAAAUGCAAUUCGGUUAAAAUCCGCAUAUGAACCACCUUCAUGCCAGAUCCCACAGCACAAAAAUCUAUUUAUUUAUUUAUUAGCAUUAUAGGCAUUGAUGGAUUU